AUGGAGCCCCCGCCGACACAGGGGCCACGAGAUUCAGCAGAGAACAAUUCUGUGAAGGAUUUCAUUCGAGCCCAAGACGUGUUGGCCGCUCUGGUGGUGGGUGGCGUGGUGAGUACGGGUCUCGUCCACCUGUGCCUGACCGCGCGUCCUUUCGGAGGGCCAUCGGUGGACAGAGAGGCGUCAGGCAGCACUGUGGAGCUGGUGAACGGCGUCCGGGUGCGUCGGACACUAGGCAUUCCAUACGCGUUGCCCCUGCGAGCGCACAACCGCUUCGGUGCACCACAGCUGCUCGACUACCAGCAGUACCUGCGCGACCACGUAGCCACUGCAAAAUGGCUGGGAGGAGGCUUUACUCGACUGGGAUGCCCACAGGUUGAGUGGACGCCGUUCCCGCGUCGCCCUAUCGCGCAGACCAACAGUGAGGAUGACUGCCUCUACCUGAACGUGUGGCAGCCACUGCUCGAGGAGGACGGUGGCACCGAGUGCGGCGUCUGUGGUCGCCCUCCGCUGCUUCCGGCCGUGGUGGUGCUGCACGGCGGUCGCUUCCAAUACGGGGGCGGCGGUGGGCCAUACACCUUCUACGACGGGAAGUACCUGGCUGCUGCCUGGCGUGCUGUUGUCGUGGUGCCGGCUUACCGCAUAGGUGCCUUUGGCUUCCUCAACGCCGCGCUGCAGCACGACGAGGCCCCCGGCAAUGUGACCCUUGUGGGCCACGAAGCCGGAGCAGCGUCAGUGAGCUACCACCUUAUGUCCAACCGAAGUGCGGCGUACUUUCAGCGGGCAGUGAUGAUGGCUGGUUCGCCAUACAGCCCUUACCCUGAGAACAACGGCAAGGCCGCCGACCGCAAUGUGCGCGCGCUGGCCAGGGAACUGCGUUGCCCAGACUCAUCGGCCAGAAGAGCGGCCAUUGAGUGCCUCAAGUCACGCUCUGUCAGGGCGACGCUCGAAGCAGCCGACGGCGCAGGCAUCGAGUUCGGGCCCAGCUACCUUUCCCCACAGACAGCAGUCACACCCGAGCACAAGAUGUUAGAGAAUGCCGUGGUGCCGGAAAAGAUUCCCAACAUGCCCGCGCGCUUUAGGCCCCUGGAUUUCAUCGCGGGCUACACCAGCAAUGAGGGUGUAUCCUACGUGCUCGAAAUGUUGCGCCGCUCGCAACUGCACUUCAACGACGAGACCAGCGGGCGGGAAGUGCUCGGGCUGCUAGAGGCCUGGUUGCGGAGGCACGGAGUGGCGGAACCCCACCAGGUGCUCGACUUCUACGGUCUGCACGCACCACAGUUCGCGAACACGAAGGGCGUCAACGUGCUGGAGUCUCUGGACGAGCUCUUGGGCGACAUGCACGUCUACUGCCCGGUCAACCUAAUGGUCGAAGAGGCCGUGGCCCUCGGAAGUCGCGUGUUCGCAUACGAGUUUGCGCACCUUCCUUACUACCGCUGGUGGGCCCGCUGGAAGGGUGUUCCCCAGCUUCUGGACUUCAUCUACGCAUCUGGCCUGGUGGGCGCCAUCCAGGACGAGUACGGGCUAGACCACAGCGAGCUCCACUUCUCGCAGUACAUGGCCGACAUGUUCGCGGGCUUUGUAUGGAACGGUGAGCCGCCACCAGAGUCCAACUGGUCCCGCUGGGAGAUCUUCCACCGAGGUACCCUAGUGUUCGCAAGCAGUGAGAACAGCAGCUAUGCCAAAGCAGCCAUAAUGCCCCACGAGGCAAACUGUGCUUUUUGGAAGGCAUUAUUCCAUCGACAAGCUACUAGCAUGGCCACAACUACAACACCAUAA
Rhipicephalus microplus (southern cattle tick) is the source of this 1776-nucleotide messenger RNA. Its product is annotated as acetylcholinesterase. The record is from RefSeq and is a predicted model, not a curated record. Lineage: Eukaryota; Metazoa; Arthropoda; Arachnida; Ixodida; Ixodidae. Gene Ontology annotation, biological process: choline metabolic process; acetylcholine catabolic process. Gene Ontology annotation, molecular function: acetylcholinesterase activity. Gene Ontology annotation, cellular component: plasma membrane.